AUGUUCCAGCAGGUCGGGCAGUGGGGCCAAGUGCUGUCGCUGCUCGCGGGGGUGCGCGACGUGCUCGCGGCGGAGUGGCGCAACAUACGUGCCGCCGUGCUCGCCCGAGAGCGCGUGCGCGAAACAACUCCACUCUCUAGCAGCCGGAGUGCCGGGGGGGCCAGCGCGUGCGAGGUGGGUGGGAGCACUGGCUGCGGUGUUUGGCGCUGCGGAGCGUGGUGUGGGAGGCGACGCUGGAGCCUGACGACCUACAACGCUAAGGUCAGCGCGCGUAAGAAGGGAGAGCAGUGGCAGCGGGCUCUGGCGAUCUGGAUCGAGAUGCGGGUGGCGAAGAUGGGUCACAUUGUCAUCUUCUACAACGCUGGGAUCUGCGCCUGUGGGAGAUUGUGGGACAGUGGCGGCGGCAGGCGUUGUCGCUGCUCGGCGAGAUGCGGGAUGUUCAUAUUGCGACGACCGAAAGCAGCCACAGCUUGA
This is a messenger RNA of Prorocentrum cordatum, 474 nucleotides long. NCBI's taxonomy places the organism in Eukaryota, Dinophyceae, Prorocentrales, Prorocentraceae. The record is from the annotation of a GenBank genome assembly.